ACCUCUCCAUCCCCAACCUCCAGCACACGCUGCUCUCAGUAUAACGAAUGUCCUCCACUCAAUCCUUCGAUCAUCUCGAUGCUCUCUUCUUGGAGUACGUUGUCCAGGAGCCUCUGUCCAACCAUUUCAGCCUGCCCCUUCCAGUCACUCAGCUGCACAAGUGCGAUAAUGACAGAUUCCUGGACUCCGCUUCUACUAGUUUCCUCGACCAAGACUUUGACAUCUUUUCAAACGAGGAUCUCGUUUUCGAGCACUGCCCUAUCAUGUUGCAGUGUGAUUUGCCCGAACUUGAGCCUGCAAAACGCGAAGCUGCUGUUGAGUGUGCAGUUAAACCUACUCGUGGACCUCCUGCUGUUUUGAAUGUUGUGCGAGUCCAGUCACGGCAGUCCUUCUUCCAAUCCGACAAGCCCGUCGAGAUCACCCUCGAGCGCCUUGCCGAGCACUUCCACGAGAGCCUCGAGGUCGCGGCGGCCAAGAUCGGCAUCGGCAAGUCGACGAUGAAGCUGGUGUGCAGGCAGCUGGGAGUAGAGAAGUGGCCGUACAAGUUCUCAAAGAAUCUAGAAGCGAAGGCCUUGAGACGAUCAGAACCAAGACUUUCUACACAAUCACGCCAUUCGGAUUCUUCUGAUACGGAUGGGAGCAUCGAUGGCGUGUUUUUGUGAAAGACUCGAAAAGUAUUUCAUAGGUUGAGCCUUGCAUUGUAUUUUUCCACGAUAUGUGCAGUUUGUCAAUAGAAUGUCCUGAAAAC
Molecule: messenger RNA, 748 nt
Organism: Guillardia theta CCMP2712
Lineage: Eukaryota; Cryptophyceae; Pyrenomonadales; Geminigeraceae
Exons: 1
Coding region: 48-662 (204 amino acids)
Source: RefSeq, a predicted model, not a curated record